Messenger RNA from Penicillium taxi, 630 nucleotides. RefSeq lists its product as uncharacterized. Bases 1 to 630 code for a protein of 209 amino acids. Lineage: Eukaryota; Fungi; Ascomycota; Eurotiomycetes; Eurotiales; Aspergillaceae. The record is from RefSeq and is a predicted model, not a curated record. The transcript has a single exon. Gene Ontology annotation, molecular function: GTP binding; GTPase activity.
AUGACAUUCAAACCCUCAUACCAUAACCCCAACCUCACCAACCUACACGAUUGCAAUAAUAGGCUAUCACAGUUCCGGCAAGCAAUCCCUGCUCCGCGGCCUGACAGACUACAAAAAACCAGUAUAUAUAAGCACCGCAACCUGUCCGCGCCAGUGUCUGACAUGGUGAAAGGGCACAAAGGCCAUAGUUUGCACCCAAAUAGCCGCUUCAUAGUAUCAGACAUUAGCGUUGGCGAGCUAGAUAAGUGGGAACGCUGGCGGCGGGAGUUCUACAAAGAUGCUGAUGCGGCAAUUUGGGUGACGAGAACAAGGCUGCAUGGCGAUUUCUACGAGUCUUGGGAGUGGAUUGGUGAAGAGAUGAGCUUUCGGCGGCGGCGUAUGGCUCAUGAUGGGUUUGAUCUCGCUGAGGUGCCGGAUGAGGGGCUUGAUCGUGGUCCUUGGCUUGUUCUGUUAAAUCAAAGGGAUACGGAUGAUGCUGUAUCGUCAGAGAAGGUUUGGGAGGGAGUUCCCGUUCACAGGAUGGGGUUUAGGGAGUUUCGGGUUCAGGAAGCUUCGGGCUUAAAGUGGGAAGGGGUUAAUGAGUGGGUUCAAUGGUUGGUCGGGCGGUUGAAGCAGUCUAGGUCUCGAUAA